Molecule: messenger RNA, 2750 nt
Organism: Amphibalanus amphitrite
Lineage: Eukaryota; Metazoa; Arthropoda; Thecostraca; Balanomorpha; Balanidae
Exons: 9
Coding region: 147-1379 (410 amino acids)
Cellular component (GO): membrane
Source: RefSeq, a predicted model, not a curated record
GGAGUUCCUUCGAUCGGAGCCAUCGACUCGAGUCAGCUGGCUCUCCGGCGUCGCGCGCAGCGUCGCAAUCGAUGCCGUUUUGCGCGAGUCCUGCGCUCCGUUAGCCGCAUUAUACAGGGAGAGGGCAAAGACGAAGAGACGCAGCCAUGGCAGUUAGAGACGCACUGCUGCUACUGUCUCUGAUGGCCAUAGCGGCCCAGGCCGUGAAGCUCCCAGCCCUAGAGCGCAAGACUGAGAGGCAGGAGCGGCGGUUUAUGGAGCGGCACGGUCAUCUCAGGACCACAGUGCAGCCACCAGCCCCUGCGCCUGGCUCACAGUCUGGCAGUCUGGACAGAGCUCCGACAGCUAAACCGGGGAUACUGGUGAACGGAGACACCGAGAAGGAGACAGAGAAGGUGGCGGGUCAACAACAGGAACAACAACAGGAACCGAAACAGGACCCAGAGCAGGGACAGGAGCCGCAGCCAGAAACGGAGCCCGAGCGAGAGGAGACACCAGAUAAAACGCCUCAAGAAUCCAAGCCUGAGGCGCCAACUGAAGACCAGGGAGUGGAGGGAGAUGAGGUUCCCGCCGGAUCUUCCAACCGUCAGAUGGCGCCACAGACGCAGCAGGUCGACCAGCCGAGCGUCAUCGACUCAGAUCAGACAAACAAGAAUGCGGCAAAGGAAACCACAACCACACCAGAGGUGGUAACCUACCAGCCGGUACCAGACAACGCGUACGCCGUGUUCGACCACCACGGACGGAUCUGCAUCCUGGCCACCAUCAACGCAGACCUGGAGAUUGUCUACUACACAGAGUACGACGAACGAAAGAAACUCACUGUUCGUCUGCCUGAUGACGCCGAGGUAACGGGCGCGUGUGCCCGCGACAACGCCGAGCCGGUGAUCAGCCUGCGCUGGGACCACUUCGAGUUCAGCAUGUUCUUCAAAGAGAAUGACAUCGGCAACACGUGGUACGUCAGUGACAUGAAACUGGAGUACGACGCCGACCAGUUUCCCGAGGCAAAACCAAGAGUCGGCCGUCAGAUGCUCUGGAUGGACCGCCAGAUGCUCCACACGCUCCACCUUUUCGGCACGCCCGUGGACAAGGCGUACUUCUGUACCUCCAAACAGGACCUCGAUUUGUACAACGGUGACGGCGUCCGCUCUGCCAGCGUGAUCCUGUGGGACCUGCACCUGCAACCCUACGUGCGCAACGGACAGUUCGGGGCCUCGGUGAACUGCCCCGGCGUACCCGUCGGCCGGCGCCGUAUCAACGAGACCGUGCCGCUGGCCGUCGGCUCGACCCUCGCCACCGUCACCGUACUGACCAUCGCUGGCUAUGCCGUCUGGAGACACUUCAAGGUCAAGAAGUUCAACUACGACACCAUGGAGUGAGGCGUGGUCAUACUCUGUCAGUGAUAGGUUCAGUGAAGCGGCAGACAGUCCUUGUUUAGGAGUACGAGACUUGAGUUAUUAGAGGGUGAUUUUAUUCACGUGCUUCUCACGUGGGUAUCAAUAGUUCAGGCUAAGGUUAUUUUACAAAUAGUUCUGCCCUUCAUGAGGGCUUAGUUUCUUUGCACUGCCAUAACAUUUCGAUAAUGACUCUUGUAGCUCAGGAGCCGAGCCAGAUAUUGUGCAUGAUAAAUUGCAACUGAUUUUGUUGAUGACGAUUGCAAAGUCUAUCAAAGCACUGCGCCUGUAGAGCGAAUGUAAAUUCUUUUCACCACUUUAUUGCUACCGAGCAUAGGUUUGCAAUAGGUGCCCUAGGCCAGGCAUAUCACAGGGAAUGUCUUCAGUCAUGCGGUGGGGGAAUUUGCUGAAAAGGAAAGGUAGCGCAGGGGUUACUUCGAUGUUCAUAUGUUAGUUUAUGUUUGUUGUGACGUGGUACUUAGUCUCUCCUGCUGGUAUGUGUUGUUCUAUUGCUUACAGCUGACAACCUAACAAACUCUAAAAACAUAUUAGUGAUGAGUACAGUACUUCUAAAUGGCACAUUCUAAACGUUUGCCAUUAAAAGUCAUGUGAAUCACGCAAGGUUUGACUGAUAUUCACAUGCUUAAAGAGCACUGUUUGUACUUUUGGAACUCAAUCUUUGCUCACGCAAUCAUUAACGUUAGUGACAGAACGUACUUUGUAUCUUAUUUGAUCUUAGCUCAGCUACUGUAUAGUGUAUAUGCGCAAUUAAGUGGGUUAUAUUGCUCCUCUUCUAUCAUAUUGUUUGAUCUGCACCAUUCCGCAGUAUUGCUGCUGCUGCUGCUGUCACUAUUCCUUACAGCGCUGCACAUUGCACAUGUCUUCCACGAGCACUUUGUUGUUCGCAUGCGGUGGUGAGCUGAAUAGUAAAUGUUUGACAUUUGAAAACGUUGGCCGGGUUGUUAUUGUGGUUACUGAGAGGAGCGCCCGUGAGUGUCGUCUUUGUUGUUUUAAUCAUAAAAUGCGCUUGAGAAGUGUGAAACAGCCUGCGCAGUGCGCACAGAUCGUUGUUGAGGUGUUCAGUGUGUGCGCUUGAAAAUUAUGAUUUGGAUGCUUCAGAGGUGGGCUUUGCUUUAUUGUAAGCAUAACUGUACUUGUAGAUACCUACGCUUUCUGCAGUAGCAAAUGACGCUUACUUUUGAAUAUUCUGCAUGCUGUAUUACUUCGCUAAGUUGACUCAUUUGACUAAAAAAUCGCAAAAAAUCGCAAUCACACUCAUUUGACUUAUUGUUCCUAACCUAAUCGAUGUUUGCUGUUUGUUUUCGGAGUUGCACUAAUACACGGGAUAUAAAUAUC